Messenger RNA from Thamnophis sirtalis, 861 nucleotides. The record is from RefSeq and is a predicted model, not a curated record. Lineage: Eukaryota; Metazoa; Chordata; Lepidosauria; Squamata; Natricidae.
AUGUCAGGAGUUCUUGGGUUUCUAGAAUUCCCAGGGACAAACAGGAGGGUCCAGUACACUAUUAGCAAAGGGGGCAGUGAAGCCCUUUUGCAGGCAUUGGUGAACGCAGCACGAACCUCAGUACCAGACUAUGACAUCUUGUUACCUCUCUUGCGUUUGCUGGUCAGAAUUGGCUGUAAAGUUGCAGUAGGAACUAUGUUGGGCAUUAAUGGAGCAAUGGAACUGCUCUUCCAAGUUAUCACACCAUAUACCAAGAAGCACACCAUCACAACAAGGUAUGAAUAUGAUUUGAUCCUCAGUCCUGACAUCAACAGUGCCCAGUACCAUCAAUGGUUCUACUUUGAGGUCAGUGCCAUGAAGGCUGCCAUUCCUUACCACUUCAACGUCAUCAACUGUGACAAGCCAAACAGCCAGUUUAAUUAUGGUAUGCAACCAGUCAUGUAUUCAGUGAAGGAAGCUCUGCAGGGCAGACCCCACUGGAUUCGGGUGGGCUACGAUAUCAGUUAUUAUAAGAACCACUACCGAAACUGUGCCCCAGCAGCGGCAGGAGGUCCUCGUGGGAAGUCAUGCUAUACUCUCACCUUCAGCCUCGUUUUCCCUCACCAGGAAGAUGUUUGCUACCUGGCCUACCAUUAUCCAUACACCUACUCUACCAUGAUGUCCCACCUUGACAUUUUGGAGCAAACCAGGAAUACAAAGAAAGUCUUCUUCAAGAGGCAGACCCUUUGCCACACGUUAGCAGGAAAUGCAUGCCCUCUGCUUACUAUCACUGCCAUGCCUGAAUCGGAAAGCAGGAAUGACCUGGAGCAGUUCCGUAAGUCAGUUCUCUCAUUUGCUCGACCCCCUCUUGAUCUUGAGUAA